Molecule: messenger RNA, 741 nt
Organism: Hevea brasiliensis (rubber tree)
Lineage: Eukaryota; Viridiplantae; Streptophyta; Magnoliopsida; Malpighiales; Euphorbiaceae
Exons: 1
Coding region: 1-741 (246 amino acids)
Source: RefSeq, a predicted model, not a curated record
AUGGCUUUAUCCAGUACUAGUAACAUCAUCCAUACCUCUGGUAAAUCUCUUGUUGUAAUCAAUGGAACUCAACUUCCAUUGAAGCUUUCAGCUCAAAAUUACUCUACAUGGCGUGCUCAGAUCACUCCACUUCUUCGAGGACACAAUCUCAUGGGUUAUGUCACUGGCACUAUCACUUCUCCUCCUACUCAUAUUGAGAAAAAUGGUACUCACAUUUCUAAUCUAGAUUAUGAGUUUUGGGAAUACCAAGAUCAGUUAAUCCUAGCUGCUAUUAUUGCUUCGGUUUCCUUCUCGGUUUUGAACACCAUUGUAGAUGCUAAAACCUCAACGGAGGCAUGGAACAAACUUCAGGUAGCCUUUGCAAAUAAAUCGGCUACACAAAUUCUUUCUUUACGAGAAAAGCUAUCACGAACCAAACGUGAUUCUCGCCCAGUUGCUAAAUAUCUUCAGCUUGUCAAAUCCAUUGCGGAAGAACUCUCCUUGUGUGGCAGUCCCGUAAAUGAUGUUGAUCUCAUCAUUCAUGUAUUGGGUGGAAUUGGCUCAGAGUUUCGUGACAUUGCUACGGCAAUGCAUGCCAGAGAUACUAUCAUUUCAUUUGAUGAACUGCAAGAUAAGCUGCUUGACCAUGAAUUACAUCUCAAACAGAUUGAUCCCAAUUUUGAUCCCACCCCUGUAAUAGCAAAUCUUAUGAUAGUUAUGACAUUUUUGCUGUCACAUUAUGCAGAAAUUGUAUCAUUUUAA